Messenger RNA from Hyaena hyaena (striped hyena), 3440 nucleotides. It is a transcript of the gene SLC66A2, whose product is annotated as solute carrier family 66 member 2. The transcript is spliced from 6 exons. Lineage: Eukaryota; Metazoa; Chordata; Mammalia; Carnivora; Hyaenidae. The record is from RefSeq and is a predicted model, not a curated record. Gene Ontology annotation, cellular component: endosome; trans-Golgi network. Bases 235 to 1248 code for a protein of 337 amino acids. Gene Ontology annotation, biological process: phospholipid translocation; retrograde transport, endosome to Golgi.
CCAACCUCCAGGGCAGGGUGACCCCGUCUGGGCUCUUCAGAGCUCAGGGGAGGAGGUUAAGUAGGAACACCCACUUCCUUCUUUGAGCCUGGCCACCACUUCUCCUGUGUGUGUAUUUACUUCCCUGCACCUCCCGAUGCUGUGUUCUCACUGGUUUCCUGUGGAUACUCUGAGUGACCAUGACUCAGAAAUAGCGACAUCAGCCUGAGAGAUGGGGGAACUGAGCAUGACCCUAUGUUUCGUGGAGGCCCUCCUCAUCCCAGGCUUGUCUGGGAGCUAGUCUCAGUGAGGUCGGUGCCAUUCCCACGAUUUUUCACAGAAUCUUCCAGGCUCCGAUGGCGGAGGGCUGCCCCAGGUAGCAGCGGCCAUGUGGGGGUGACAGUCACCGCGCGAUCCCGGAGUCCGUCCCGGGCCCGGCGGACGUCAGUCGGGAUGGAAGCAGAAGGCUUGGAUUGGCUCUUGGUCCCCUUGCACCAGCUGGUGUCCUGGGGGGCCGCCGGGGCCAUGGUGUUCGGGGGGAUCGUGCCGUAUAUCCCGCAGUACAGGGACAUCCGGAGGACUCAGAAUGCCGAGGGCUUCUCUACCUACGUGUGUCUGGUGCUCCUGGUGGCGAAUAUCUUACGGAUCCUCUUCUGGUUUGGAAGGCAUUUUGAGUCACCGCUCCUCUGGCAGAGCAUAGUCAUGAUCUUGACCAUGUUACUGAUGUUGAAGCUCUGCACCGAAGUCCGCGUGACAAAUGAGCUGAACGUAAAACGCCGUUUCUUUGCAGCUGCAGACAAUCAGGACGAAGAAAGCAGGCCCCACCCCAGGCGGGCCUAUCUGGACUUUGACCCUCACCACUUCUGGCACUGGAGCAGCUUUGGGGACUACGUGCAGUGCGUCCUGGCCUUCACGGGCGUGGCGGGCUACAUCACGUACCUGUCCAUCGACUCGGCCCUGUUUGUGGAGACCCUGGGCUUCCUGGCUGUGCUGACCGAGGCCAUGCUAGGUGUCCCGCAGCUCUACCGCAACUACCGCCACCAGUCCACUGAGGGAAUGAGCAUCAAGAUGGUGCUCAUGUGGACGAGCGGGGACGCCUUCAAGACGGCCUACUUCCUGCUGAACGGCGCGCCCCUGCAGUUCUCCGUGUGCGGCCUGCUGCAGGUGCUGGUGGACCUGGCCAUCCUGGGGCAGGCCUACGCGUUCGCCCGCCACCCCCCGAAGCCGGCCCCCCACGCGGCGCACCCCGCCAGUGCCAAGGCCCUCUGAGGCCGCCGGGGCGGACGGGGACGCGUGGCCUCCAGCCGUAGGCACCGCCGCCUCCCGGCCUCCCUGUCUGGGGCGGGCAGGCACCGGGGCCCAAGAGGGUGUCUCGGCCGCUGGGAUCUCUGUCAGCCCCUGUGGGUCUUGGGGGAAGGGCGGGGGGCGGGGGGCCAGCCCCGGGACGGGCAUGAGUGGGCUUUGCCGCUAGGGGCUGGGCUGUGGCUGUUCUCAAGGCGGCAGAAAAGCAAGUGUUCUCUUCCUUCCUCUCGCACAACACCGGUCUGCGGCCUGAACGUGCUCACAGCGCCAGGAAGGGCAGACGGGGCCGCGACGGGACAGGAAGCCCCUGCGGGUCUGGGCCCGCAGGAGUCGCGGAUGCGCCUGCAGCCGGCCCGGGAGGCCCUUGGGAGGGGUGGGGCGGGGCAGCAAGAAUGAGAAGUGGCACCAGGAGAGCCCAGGGCCCGGCGCACAGAGCCUGGUCUCCGAAGGGCCCGGGUGCAGAGAGUGCGCCUGAUACGUGUGGGAAGGAAGCCACGGGGACGCACGUCACAAGCGUUCUUGAUUAUCUGGCCAGAGGUGGCCUUUUCAGGGCCACCCUCAGUGCCGCUGCCUCAUGGGACUUAGGACUCGGCCUUCUGCUCGGCAGUGAGGCCCAGAGCUGUGCCCCGGGCCCCCUGAGCCUCACUGCUAUGCUGGCCUCCUCCUAGAAGGCACCUGUGUGGACCCUGCCGGGGCUCAGGGGCGUGGGGUGGGGUGCAGGCGGCCUGCGUGCGCUCCCGGGAAAGCCAAGAGCCCACGACCAGGUCCCCCAAGGAGAGCUGCCUUGCGGGGCGUCUCCCCUGUAUUCAGGGGACACAGCCCUUCAUCUUCCAGGACAGGGAGACAGUCCCUGGGUCAGGAGUGGGGACAUGUGCGGCGGGUGCCCCUGCUGCUGUCCAGUCCCACACCCCACAGUCUGAGCUCUCAGGCCUGGAGUGACCUUCCGGGUGGGGGGCCGGGCCAGGCACGCGGUCCGUGGUCCCCACCCACCACCCUCCUGGUCUCCCCGUCCCCUGCACCUGGCUGUGGGCGGGGGGGCGCUGGGCUGACUCUCGUUGCCCUGUAUUUUCCCCCCUCCACUUUCACAUGAGCAUCUCAGCCGUGCCCAGCAGCCCUGGGCAGGCUCCCAGGCCCCCAGAGUCUGAGUGUUCUGGAUGCUUCCACGUGGCUUCCCUUCUGCUGGGUGGAGGGGCAGCUCUGUGCAGUGCUGGCCCGGGCGGUGCCAGAGCUCUAGUGGUGUCUGCCGUUCACAGCCGCUCCCUCCCCCUGAGUUUUCCUCAGAAUCUCCUGUUUGAGUGAGGGUCCUGCCUAGUUACUGCGCUGUAAGAGGACUUGAAAAUGUGUAUUUUAUAAAAAUGAAGGGAGAUGUCUGUAGCAGUAAUUGCCUCCAAAUUAAGACGUCACCGAUGGCAGUGGUGACCGACUGCGCCCAGCUGGGGGAGCGCUCAGUCCUGUCCGUGUGGUGACUGUCCAUCAAUAAACCGCUCGCAGAUCCGGUGUGGCCUCGUGAAUGGAGUCGGGAGUGAGGGCCCAGGACCGAGUGAAGAGGUGGUCCCCCCCACUUCGCCUCGGGGUCUCCGGGGCAGAGUGGAUGCCCCUUCCUUGGGGCACAGCUCUCCCUGUGAGACCCGGGCUGCUGGCUCAGGCGCCCCCUCCCCAGGCAGGCCAGCCCAGACCAGGGACCUGACCACAGAACGCUUCCAAAGGGUGGGAAGUGUCUUGUUUUAAGCCAACAGCUGUGUUUCAAGAAUAAGCAACAGUUCUGUGUGGCAAGUAGGGAUGGAGCUGUUUGUACUGAGCAAUUUUCUUUCUUUUCUUGGAGGCAAUUUACAUUUAGGGGCAAGAUAUUAAAAAAAUAUCAAGAUACACCAGUGAAAAUACAUGGAAGUGAUAUUUUAAGUUUUUGGAUGAGUAACCCCCCCCCCCCCCCCCCGACCUGGACUGCAUGCGUCUGUCUGGAGCUGAUCUGAGGGGGUGACAUCCGUGUGGCCCUUGCUCAGGCAGCAGGCAUCCUCCCAGCAUGGACCCUGGGGUCCACUUACUGACUCAGGACAGAAGUCCUGCUUGGCAGUGGAUUUUUAUUUUCCUUCUGAUAAUGUGUUAAUUCAAAUUAACUUUUAAUUAAAUUAAUGCAUGCAGUAAAAAUUUCAACAGUAAAA